Molecule: messenger RNA, 1270 nt
Organism: Talaromyces proteolyticus
Lineage: Eukaryota; Fungi; Ascomycota; Eurotiomycetes; Eurotiales; Trichocomaceae
Exons: 2
Coding region: 346-1026 (226 amino acids)
Source: RefSeq, a predicted model, not a curated record
GAAUGUGACUCUGUGGCUUGAGAUAAAUACGGCCAUUAUAGGUCUAAGAACCAAUAUUAUAGCUCAUUCUUGGGUUAGGAUCAACUCGAGAAUGAACUUCGAUUCAGCCGCCUCUGUUUGUUUGGAUAAGUCUUUUUACUGCUCUGUUUUCAUCAAUUGCUCUAGACCUUCAACCAAUAUAACAGGUGGUGAUGACGAGAGAGUGAUGCGAUUAUCAGACUGCUGCUGUGUGCAGCACUUUCAUUGCUAGCUCUCAUGGGACAGUGAGCCGUACAGGGGUUAUUUAGCUCCUUGCAAUCCCUUCCCUAGAACUGGAAAUAUGAUUCUUCAUCAUUGCCAUUAAAAAUGGGAUUUUUGCAAAUGAUUUCCGCAGAUGAACUAUCUGCAGUAUACCACGUCAAUGAAGGACAGCUAGUCCUGAAUGCAGAGGGAAAAACUCAAGAUUUCACCACUGGCAUUACAUUCAUUCGUCAGCCCUUCCCAGGUGGGCUCAAAUUUAACCUUGAAGGCUGGGUUGGGCCUUUGAACGGCAAAACGUCCACCUACAACAAGACCCAAGGAUUUGACAUUGCACCUCCUAUCCCAAAGGAGGUGGUUAUCGUCACUGCCAACUAUCCCAACGGUAAGCUUGUGCCUGUUGAAAUCACCCCUUCAGGCACCGGCGUCGCAUUAGUCUCCAAAGAAGGCCGCAGCACCGCUGGACCGUCUGAUACAAACAUUGUGGUCCCUGAAACCGAGACCAUAACUGCCAGGAUUAGAACCCCCUUCAAGGUUAAACAAUCCAAGAAUAUUGGCAGUUCGCAACUUGGAGACAUCUCUGUCAAUUACGAUGAUCAAUAUGUGUUGUUGAAGAAUGCUUCCAUUCAAGGGAGUGACAUUGUUUGGACCUUUGAUCCAGUGAAGAUUGGCGUUACAGAGGUCGUGGUCUUCGUGAUGGGAACGGUUCAAAAUUUCGUUUUGAGGAUUCCAUAUAAAGUGGUAAUUUUUGACGCUAAGACCCAACCAGUCUCUACUGUCAAUCACUAGGGACUUUUGAGAAAAAAGCGCCCCAUUUUUACACGGAGAUCAGCCAGAAUGGGCUUUGUGAGCUAAGUUGAAUCAGCCAUGUUCUAUGUAUUUUUCUGAUUGGUUUGAUACAAAUCUUGUGCUUAAUCGAAGAAAACUACAACUAAGAACUGUCAGAUUGUCAAUAAAAGUUAAUUCUCUUCCAUAACAGAUCUUCUGAGGGACGUAAUGUAUUCAACAACCCUACGAUCCGUAUGGUCCAAGC